UGUUAAGAACUGCUGGCAAAUGCCUUCCCGCCAAUAGUGCGUCGGCCAUUUUGGAAGCGGCGAGGCCCCGCGAACCUGUGGCACCACUCUCUACUCUCGCUGCACAUGUUCCGCCGGUGGACUCCUCGGUUGGAGGGCGUUUGGUCGCCUCAGGCGCUACUAGUGCCAGCCCCGUGGGGCUCCCAGACUCGGGGCACGUCGCCAUGGCUGGAGGGGCAGAUCCAGCGGCAGGUAUUGUGGGCCCUAAUGGGGAACAACUGUCCCUUAAAGAAUUGCAAUGGUUGGGGAAUUUUAUUAGAACCCAAUGCAUGGCUGUGGUUUCCCCCCUGCUUAACCAAGGGCCUCCUCAGGAAUCAUCCAGGGCUCCUUUGCAACCUUCCAACUCUGCUAUCUCAGCAUCUGUGCACAAGGUGCGUUCUAGCCACAGACCCCAGCGUCCCUCAUUUUCAUCCUCCCCGGACUCCAGUCCGGCCAGACACCAUAUUCCUGUUGGGGAGCGAGUGUGGUUUGCGAGACGCUAUAGCCAAAAACGCCUUAGGAGGAACCAUGAUGCUUCUUCAUCCUCAGGUGAGGGGUUCCCUAGAGCAAAGAAACAAUGUGCUGGCGGGGUGUCGGAAGCUGGGGCACCUGAUGUUAAUUCCAGUCUUGGGCUGCCCCCUAGUAAUGCCGCCUCCAUGGGGCCUGUUGGCCGUGGUACUCUGGAGGCUAGGCCUAACCUGGAGCCUUCUAGUACGCUUCCCUCAGUUCCUACCACGGUGAGACUGGAUGGCUCUUCCUCAGAGUCAGAAAGGGAGGAAAGAGAGCUCUCUGACGAGCAAACACCUUCUGAUAAGCCUACUACUGCUAGACUGUUUUCCAUAGCGGAGUUUGAAAUUUUGCUUGCUAAGGUUAAGAGAGCUAUUAAGGAUGUUUCCAAGGAAGAUGGUACACAGGCUGUCCAGGGCUUGGAUCAGGAGGUGUUCCCAUCUACAUCUUCUACCCCGGCCAAAGUGCCUUUCCCCUCCUUGUUCAGGGAGGUUAUGCUUGCGGAAUGGGCCACUCCUGUGUCUUCUAAGCCUGUGUUUCAAAUCCCUAAGAAAUUAUAUACUCUGCCCUCUGAUGUAAUGGACUUGUUAGCUUUUCCAGUUGUAGAUGCUCCUGUGGCGCAAUUGGUGUCCGGAUCCUUGGUCAACAGGGAAGGAGAGGAAUUCCUUAAAUUGCCAGAGGACAAGAAAACCGAUCAUCUGCUCCGCAAGAUCCACAAUGGUUCUGCGACGGUCAUCAGAGCUGCAGCUACAAACUCCAUAUUUGCCAGGGCAACGAUUUUGUGGACUAAAGAAUUAGCUAAGCUGGUACCCCCUGAAAAUCUUAAGCUCCGACAAGGGUUGAAUAAGAUUGCCCAGGCUUCUGCCCUUAUGGCUGACUCUAGCCUAGACUGCCUUCAACAUGCCUCUAGAUCUAUGGCUGCUAAUGUAGCCAUUCGGAGAGGCCUUUGGUUAAAACACUGGAGAGUGGAUGCCAAAUCUAAAGCCUCCUUAGGGGCUACUCCAUUUAAGGGCAGCAAACUUUUCAGGGAAUCUCUAGAACCAGUAUUGGUUGAGACUCAAGACAAGAAGAAGGCUAUGCCUGGUGGUCGCACAGACAACAGGCGUUUCUUUCGGGGGGGUGGAAAUGGCUUCCAGAAUUCCUUUCGUUCAUACCGGCCCUUUACUCGAUUUAACUCCUCAGGUUUCCGAGACGGAUUCAGAGACCGUGAGUUCCGAGGAGGACAGGACAGAUCUAACUGGCGUCAGUCCUGGACCUUCAGAAACAGAGGUACUGGGAGGGGCAGAGCGGGAGGUUUCCCUGCUAAUCAGCCAAAACAGAACCGCAAACAAUGA
This is a messenger RNA of Hemicordylus capensis (graceful crag lizard), 1859 nucleotides long. RefSeq lists its product as uncharacterized. The transcript is spliced from 2 exons. The record is from RefSeq and is a predicted model, not a curated record. Lineage: Eukaryota; Metazoa; Chordata; Lepidosauria; Squamata; Cordylidae. The coding region runs from base 204 to 1859 and encodes 551 amino acids.